UCGAAGAUGCACGGGGACGGAAAGUUGCGUUGCAACUUAUGCGGCCACCUGUUUCAGGGGGGGUCGUCGAAGGCCGCGCGUCAUUUCACGCAGUCGAAGUUCUGCAAGGCUUGGGGGAAGAGAGUUCUCGCGAAACUCUGGAACGGCACGGACUACACAUUUGUGCCGUCCACUGCUCAUCGGGUGCAGAGGUGGAUGGCAGACAAGGGUAUACGGGACACAACGACAAUCAGGACGCCCUCGAUGAGGAGGAGGCUCAGGAGGGCCGCGAGGGUGGGGCCAGGGAGGGGGCGGUUGCAGACGAGGUAGACGAGGCAGUCGGAGAGCCUAACCUGCCGGGGGAGGAGGUGGUGAUGACGUCGAGAGGCGUCGGUGGAGCGGGUCCUGCUACUAGGGCGCCGCGAGAUGAGCUGGACCGCGCAAGGAGGGAGAAGAGCACAGUGGGGCAGACUGGCGUCGAGGUGCUAGACACGGGCAGGGAGAAGAGGGCUCGGCAGACCACGAUUUGGAUCUACGUGAAGAAGUUGCCAUUCAACGCCUUCCGUGGUCCUGAGUUCCAGAGGGUGCGGCAUGCAGCAGAGAGAGUGCCUCGGUCUAUCCAGUUCCGGUUUCCCUCCUUCAGGGUUACAGCGGGGGCCGGAAUCCCUUCGCAGAGGGCGAAGGUGGCGAUGAUGGUGAGCGAGGUGCGCACCACUUUCCGGCACAGCGGUGCCAGUAUCCUUUCCGACGGGAGGAAGUCGCGCAGCGGCAAGCCGCUCGUGAACUUCCUGGCAGGGGGCGCCAAUGGCGCCCUGCUGUACGCCACCGUCGCACGUGAUGGGUCGGUCCGAGACACAGCGGAUGUCAUGUACCGUAGGUGGCGGGCCAUCAUCUUGUCCUUUCCUGCAAAGGACGUGAUCGGCUUCUGCACAGACUCCGCCAGUAACUAUACGGCGGCAGCGCGCAGGCNCCUGUUUAGGAAGGUGAGCCCUCGCGUUCAGCUCGUCAAGCCCGUUGAGACACGGUUUGCAUCGGUUUUCCUGAUGCUGACGUGUCUCAAAGGCCAACGAGACGCGUUGGAGAGCAUGUUGCACGGGGAUGCUUGGGCACGCAUCCCAUGGGAUCCCGCCCACGUAUCUCAGGCGCAGUGGGUGCAGCAGCAGAUCCGGGACGGGGAGUUUUGGCAGCGUGUCCAUUACGCCAUCCUAGUCAUGUCGCCCGUCCACCAGCUGUUGCGCAGGAUGGAUAGAGGUGGGAUGAUGAUGUCCGUCGUUUACGAGUGGAGUCAAUAUCUGCUGCAGUUGAUGAGGAGGGUCGACGUGCCUGAGGACAUGAUCGAUCCGUGCGUGCCGGAGAGGAACUGGGCGGAGCACGAGCGCGUCAACACGACGAGGCGCUGCAAGCUUGGGUUCGCCAAGCUUGCACAGCUGGUUGAGAUUGCCACCAAUCUCAAACUGGCCUCGUGCACACGACAGGGUGGUGGUUACGUGUUGCCAUGGGUUAUGGGGAGCGGUCGAGGGGGGGCGGCGGCAGAGGAGGAGGAUGAGGAGGGAGAUGUGGAGUCCGAGGUGUGGGGCGCACGACCUGAUGGCAGUGUUUCCGAGCAGGAGAUCCAGCGGCAGAUUGUCGCUUUCCGUGACAGCCGACCGUCCAGAGCCCGUUCGGUUCGGGACGUGUUUGGCAGCAGAGCGACGGAGCUGCGACCGUGGCCGGAGGGUGGGGAUGAUGUGGACGCUGCUGCGGCAGACGACGACAUCGACGACGACUGGACUGACGAUGAUGACACGCCGCUGAGUCGCGACCCGAUGGCUGAGCGAGUGUACUUCACUUACGGUGGGGGUCGUGACGACACAGAUUCAUUCACAUCAGUUAUCACUGGAACUGUGCCGUCGACCAGGCCGGCGAGUGGCAGCAACAGAGCCGGCGGUGGUCAUGGACGACGUUCACAUGCGGAGGUUCGCGUGGACGACUCGGAGGAGCAGCAGGCACGGGGAGGUCUUCGGCACAUAGGCAGGCGUUGGGAGGUGAGGAGCGACAGCGAGGCGGAGGGGGAGGCCGAGGAUGAGGAGGUGCACCUUCGCGAUCGUCGCUUCUCUCCCUCCCAUCAUCCGAUCUCUGCACAGCCCGAGGGGGAGCCACUUAGGCGUUCGGAGAGGUUGGCGUCGGCAGCAGGCAGAGGCCGGACACAUGACUGCGAGGAUCGCGGGGGGGAGAGGACUCCUUCCUACGCCGGUAUCCGCCGCCGUUCGCCAUCGGUGCUCCGCACACAGGACUUCGAGGACAUAGAGCUUGGCGGGAGCUUGGGAGAUUUGAGUGUCGAGGGACGUCGACGUGCCUCACCGCAGGAUGUGCGCACAAACGCGGACGUUGAGCGGGGCCCUGUUGAGACAGAGGAGGAGAGGGAUGCCCGUUUGGACCUAGAGGAGGAGGAGCGGCUGAGGAGUUUGCCACAGUGGGAGGGUUGGUUCGCGUAUCUUGACGAGCAGCGUCGGCAGAGGGACUUGGAGACAGGAGGGGAGGGGAGCCGUGACGUCGACGACUCGGGUGUCCCUGAGGAGGCGAUUCAGGGCGAGUUCGAUUAUGAGGGGCAGGAUGCCGCCGUGGGUGUCCCUGAGGGGCAGGAUGUUGUCAUGGGCGGCGGGUCCCCUAGUGGGGGCCGUGGCGAUAGCGAGGCCGCGGGUGAUGAGGGACAGGGUGCCGCAGCGUGCGACAGAGGAGGGGGUGGACCCGGUGGAGAUGGGGAUACCGCGGGUGCCGGUGGAGACGAUGGACCAAAUGGCGACGAUGACGACGACCACGGUCCGGAGGAUGAUCCAGAUAGGCUCGCCUUGGUGUUGAGGGACCCCACAGUGCCUCCCAUGCGCCCUGACGGCACAGCGCACACUUUCUUGGACGACGACGCUUUGGCGCAUGCGUUGACGGAUGACCGUUUCGCACACAUGGGCCGCAAGAGCGGCAAGCAGCAGGCCCCUGGGAGGGCGUAUUCACCGCCGCCGUUCACAGUGGUGAGCCCUCACUGGUCGGGUUCGUUGGUCAGUGGCGUUAGAGGGAGGGAGUUUGGUGCGGGUGAGGUGGGGUCCGGCACACGUAGCGACGGUGGCAGAGAUAGUGCAGGAUCGAUGCCUCCACCACCCGCACGGACUGCGGAGGGCAGGGUCGACACCGGGGACUGGACGGUGGCACCCGGAGUUGCGCACAGUGGCGGUUCCCCGCCGCCAGUCCGAGGAGGUGUGGGUGGCGGAUGGUCAACUAUUCAUCGGGUCGGGGACCGGUUGCGGGCGGAUUACGACGCCGGGAGGGGCGUCUUCACGGGACGUGUGCCUGCUUAAAUGCCGGCUGAGGAGGGCGGGUCCGGACGUCCGAGCCUGCAGAUGGCAGGUCGCAUGCUUGGUUUGUCACGAGCGGA
Chara braunii is the source of this 3385-nucleotide messenger RNA. The record is from the annotation of a GenBank genome assembly. Lineage: Eukaryota; Viridiplantae; Streptophyta; Charophyceae; Charales; Characeae.